AUGACGCUUUGUAGGUUAACAUCAAAGGAAACCCUAACAUCACCACCACCUACCUUCGAUUCACUUUCAACACUUCCUCGGGAUCUCAUUGUUGAAAUCUUGUGUAGGCUACCAGUAAAGUUUCUUCUUCAAUUCCAAUCUGUCUGCAAGUUAUGGAAUUCUCUUAUCUCCGAUCUCAAAUUCGCCAAGAAGCAUCUUCACCUAUCAACUACACGCGGCCUCAAUUCGGUUUGCUACAUAGAUACUUUAAGUAGAUACAUAUUUGAGUAUCGUCCACCGGACUCCCUUUUCUCUAUCUAUUAUAUGGACGUCACACAAAUUGAGUAUCCUCCUAACGGUUUUGAUCGAGGUUAUUAUCAGCCAGACUCUACCUAUUAUAUUGUUGGCUCUUGCAAUGGUAUUCUUUGUCUUGCUCUUGACCAUGAAGCCGACUUGAAAGAUUGUUUUGUUCUCGUGUGGAACCCUUCCAUUAGAAAAUUUAAAGAAUUAAGUAUCGGAGAGUUCCCAUUUAGUUGUGCCCCGUUUGGGCCAUCAGGGACAUUCGUAUGUGGUGCAAUUAAUUGGUUGGCUUCUAAAAGUUGGCAUAGAAAAACUCCGUGUUUGAUUGUUUCUUUUGAUUUGAAAAAUGAGUCUUUCCAAGAGAUUUUGCAACCAGAUUAUGGAGAGGUGGAUGCAUCUAGUUUGAGUUUGGGCGUGUUGAGGGAUUGCUUGUGCAUGAUUUCCGGUUAUGCUGUACUAUGGGUUAUGAAGGAAUAUGGAAAUAAAGAAUCUUGGACUAAAUUGUUAACCAUUUCUUAUCGGCCAAAACCUUAUAGUUCUAAUUUCUUGACUAAGUUAAUGGUGAAAUUUGAGAAAUUGUAA
Vicia villosa (hairy vetch) is the source of this 861-nucleotide messenger RNA. RefSeq names its product F-box/kelch-repeat protein At3g23880-like. The record is from RefSeq and is a predicted model, not a curated record. The transcript has 3 exons. Gene Ontology annotation, molecular function: protein binding. Bases 1 to 861 code for a protein of 286 amino acids. NCBI's taxonomy places the organism in Eukaryota, Viridiplantae, Streptophyta, Magnoliopsida, Fabales, Fabaceae.